AUGUCGGCCCGCGAUGCACAUCUGCUAAGUGCAUGGCCCGGGCCGUGGUCUUCACCGGGGCGCCUGGCCAGGCCGUGCUCUCAUCUGCUUCUUUGUCUUUCAGGAGCCCAGCCGCUGGGGCUGCCAUAUUACACUGACCCCGGAGGACCAGGGAUGAAUCCUGCUGGGAACCCCGUGGCGAUGGCUUUCCAGGUCCAGCCCAACUCGUCCCAGGGAAGCACGGCCUACCCACCGCCCCCUUCCUACUGCAACACGCCCCCACCCCCAUACGAGCAGGUGGUGAAGACCAAGUAG
Messenger RNA from Odocoileus virginianus texanus, 294 nucleotides. The record is from RefSeq and is a predicted model, not a curated record. Lineage: Eukaryota; Metazoa; Chordata; Mammalia; Artiodactyla; Cervidae.